This is a messenger RNA of Trichoderma asperellum CBS 433.97, 4843 nucleotides long. RefSeq lists its product as uncharacterized. Gene Ontology annotation, molecular function: protein binding. NCBI's taxonomy places the organism in Eukaryota, Fungi, Ascomycota, Sordariomycetes, Hypocreales, Hypocreaceae. The record is from RefSeq and is a predicted model, not a curated record.
UGUUGAUGCACUAAAAACUGUUACAUUUUCCCAAGUUUUUAUCGUCUCUGCUGCCUCUACUGGCUUUAUAUCAAUAGUUCAAGCAUUGAUUUCUGCCUAUCUCAGGACAUUGCCAUGCCUAUCAGACAGCGGUUCCAGAAGAUUUUCUCUCGAAACAAGGAUCCGCCAACACCAGAUGCGCUAUCAAGGCAAGACGAGCAAUUAACAUCUGUAACCCCAGCUAAUGUACCGGCAUCUCACAUACACGUUCCUAAUGCAAGCUUGCCAGAGCGACUCUGGGAUCAAGCGUACGACGACUUGAAGAUACAUGAUGCUGCACUAGUCCAGGCGUACGAGAAGAUCCUGUCUCGUAAUCUUUGCGGUCAAGGAUUUAACUCUCCAAUAACGGAAUCUGAGAAGAACAUGAUUGCGCAAGACGCAGGCACACGGAGAUCACAGAUGCGGCAGCUUAUUGACGAGGGCCUGAACAAAACCGCCCGUGAGGCCAAAAUAAAAGAGACCAUCGGCACAGCCACUCAGUUUAUACUCUCUGCAAAGGACAUAAUCAGCUCUGCCAUUCAGACUGCACCACAGGCGGCGCUUGCUUGGACCGGCGUAUGCGUAGCACUAGAGAUGAUUCAAAACCCAAUAGCUGCCACAGAGGCCAAUCGUAAUGGCAUCGAAUAUGUGAUAAAGAGGAUGGACUGGUACUGGAAUCUAUCCAGUGCUGUCUUGAAAGAAAGCCUCGAUGGUAAUGAUAGUAACCUCGCUGGCAUCCGACGCGAACUUGAGAUUCAGGUCAUUGAUCUCUACAAAACCCUCCUCUUGUACGAGAUAAAGAGUGUUUGUUCGUACUAUCGCAGCCGUGGCCUUGUGCUAUUACGUGAUAUAGCCAAGCUCGAUGACUGGAAGGGUGAUAUACAGACUAUUCAGAGCGCUGAACGCAUUUUUAAUGAUGGCUCCAACACCUUUGCGGAUCUAAAGAUGGUCUCCAACCUCGAGAAGCUUGUCGCUUAUGCCGAAACGCAGUCGACAUCUCAGAUGACAAAGGAAGAUCAGCAAUGCAUGAAAGACCUGCGUCUCACAGAUCCUAGCGCUGAUAAGAAGCGUAUUGAACAGACGAAAGGUGGUCUAUUACAAGAGUCAUAUAGGUGGAUCCUUAAUAAUCCCGACUAUCAACGUUGGCGGUACAGCGAGGAGAGCCAUCUUCUCUGGAUAACAGGGGAUCCCGGCAAAGGCAAGACUAUGUUACUCUGUGGCAUCAUCGAUGAGCUGGACCAGCAGUCAAUUCGCUCUGGCAUUGUCCAUACCAUCUACUUCUUUUGUCAAGCGACUGAUCACCACCUUAACAACGCUGCUGCUGUUCUACGUGGUUUAAUGUUCAUGCUUAUCAAUAAGCAACCAUCGCUCAUUUCUCACCUACGAAAAAAAUACGAUCAAGCCGGUGCAAAGCUCUUUGAAGGAUCAAACACUUGGAUUACUUUAUCAGAUAUUUUUGCUGCUAUCCUCCUAGAUCCAGCGCUGGAAAGUACAUGCAUAGUUGUCGAUGCUCUUGAUGAGUGUGUAUCUGACUUACAAAUUCUUUUGGACUUUAUUGUAGAUACAUCUUCCAUUGAGGGUCGUGCCAAGUGGAUUGUCUCUAGUCGAAACUGGUCCCAGAUAGAAGAGCGUCUGCGACGCGCCGAGCAGAAAGCAAAACUGAGUUUGGAGCUCAACGCAGAGUCUAUCUCCAAUGCCGUGGAUAUUUAUAUCCGAGAAAAGGUACAUCAGCUAGCAAGCCUGAAAGGCUAUGACGAAGAAACGUGCGGUACGAUCCGGACCUAUCUGUCUGAUAAUGCAGACGAUACGUUCCUAUGGGUGGCCUUGGUCUGCCAAAAUCUAGAAAAGCGUCAGCGAUGGAAAGUCCUUAGAAUGCUGAGAGAAUUCCCGCCAGGUCUUGAUUCUCUAUUCAAACGAAUGAUGAAUCAAGUGCUCUCCAUGGACGAUGCUAGCGACGUCAGCCUCUGCAAGCAAAUUCUCGCCAUUAUGACGAGCGUGUAUCGACCAAUUACUCUUUCCGAGCUUGGCUGUCUCAUUGAUAUCCCAGGGGAGCUUCCAGAUGACAUCACAGAAAAGCUUUCAGAUGACAUCAAGUUUUUGGAGGAGAUUGUGGCUCUUUGUGGCUCUUUUUUGACUAUCCGGGAUGAUACCAUCUAUUUUGUCCAUCAGUCGGCCAAAGACCAUCUCACCAGCAACGAAGAAGCCAUCUCUGCUAUCUUUCCCUCAGGCAGCGAGGAGACACAUCUUGCCAUAUUCUCUCAUUCAAUACAGGCGAUGAAGGUAAUUUUGAAAAAUAACGUCCAUGGUUUAUCGCACUUUGACAAUUACAUCAGCGACGGUACUAGUAUACUGGACCCAGAUCCUUUAAAUACCAUUCGAUAUGCUUGUGUGUACUGGGUAGACCAUCUUUGCGAUGGAAAUGUCAGCAGAAUUAGUUCUGGAUGCCGCAAUAUCCUCAGCGACGAUGGAGUUGUCGAUUUAUUUAUUCGGAAACAUCUUCUCCAUUGGCUAGAAUCGUUAAGCUUGUUACGACAUCUAUCGGACGGUAUCAUCUCGAUAACAAAGCUCGUGGACUUACUUGCAGCACAAUCACCUCAGGGAAAACUAUUUGAAUUUCUCCAAGACGCACGCAGAUUUAUUCUGUACAAUAAACCGGCCAUCGAAAUUGCUCCACUCCAAAUAUAUUCAUCAGCGCUAUUAUUCAGUCCUAUGAAAAGCUUGAUACGCAAAGCCUUUCUUCAUGAUAUUCCGUCCUGGAUACAUAGUAGGCCUAUUAAUGAGGACCAGUGGAGCCCAUGUUUGCAGACGCUUGAAGGCCAUAGGGGCCCAGUUGAUUCCUUGAUUCACCUUAAUAAUAAUCAGAUUGCCUCAGCAUCGAGGGAAAGAAAAAUUAAGAUAUGGGACACGGACACAGGCACGUGCAUAAGGACGACUGAGAGUAUUCCGAGACUUUGUGCAUUAACCUCCCUAACAAAUGGCCGAAUUGUCUCAGGAUCAGAAGACGGCGUCAUCAAAAUAUGGGAUCUAACUACAGGUGAAUGUGCCUUGACAGUUGCAGAUCAGGGCACUACUUUACUUUCAAUGACCUCCUUAACUGGCGAGCGAGUGGCCACGGGAUCAAAGAGCGGAAUAAUCAAGAUAUGGGAUCUAAAUCAAAGUAUAUGUGUCCAGACAAUUAAAGCGCAUAAUGAGCCUAUAGCCGCAUUAGCUUCCUUGACAGAUAAUCGAAUUAUCUCGGGAUCAAAUGACACAACAGUUAAAAUCUGGGAUAUAAAUACAGGCGAAUGCAUUCAAACACUCAAUGGCCACGUCGACGCAGUGCUUUCUGUAACCUGUUCGACAGAUGGUCAGAUUGCUUCCGCAUCAAGGGAUCGCACAAUCAAAAUCUGGAACGUAGCUACGGGCGAAUGCGUUCAGACGCUCAGCGGUCACAACGGCGCAGUGUCUUCGGUAGCCUACUCAACAGAUGGCCAGAUCGCCUCGGCAUCAGAUGAUAACACGAUAAAAAUCUGGGAUGCAACUACGGGAAUUUGUACUCAGACGCUUAAAGGGCAUGCCCUUGUGGCUAGGUCAGUAAUAUUUUUGGGCAAUGGCCAGCUCGCUUCAGGGUCUGAGGACUACACGAUUAAAAUAUGGGAUACACGUGUACCUAUAAACGUGGAUGCCGGGAUACCUGGGAGUCAUAGCAAACAAGUGGCUUCAAUGGCCAUGUCAAGCGACGGCCAUGUUGUCUCAGGAGCGGGAAAUGGCACAAUUUGCAUAUGGGAUAUGGCUACGAGCAGAUGUGUCCAGGUGCUCGAGGGCCAUACCAACCACGUUAGAUCAGUCGCCUUCUCAGAAGAUAACCAACUGAUUAUCUCUAGCUCGGACAAUGGUACAGUCAAAAUUUGGGAUGCAGCUACAGGUGUGUGUGUCAAGACACUCGGGACUCGUUCUGCAUAUGGUCGCACUUCGGGGAUGUUCUUGCCAGAUGGGCGACAUGUUGCGGCGUCGAUUAAUACAGAGGUUAAGAUUUGGGAUAUGGCGACAUGGACAUGCGUCCACACGCUAGAAUGCAGCGAACCUAUUACAGCAACGGCCGUUUCUUCAAGUGGCCAGUAUGUUGCUUCUGCAUCAGCCGACAAAUCAAUUAUGCCAGGAUCAGCCGACAAAACAAUUAUGCUCUGGGAUACAACAACAGGCGUUUGUGUUGAAACAAUCAGGUUCAUUGGGCGUUCUAUCGAAUCAUUGGCUAUAUCAUCGGAUACCAGGUACAUUGCCUCAAUGACGGGGGGUGGUACCGCCAAAAUCUGGGAUCUAUCUACUGGGACUUGUACCCAGAUGCUCACUAUUGGGACAACCCCUAGAAGCCGCCUGUUGUUCGAUACGAGAAUAAACUCCCGCCUCCACUGUGAUCUCGGUGCUUUCGACCUGGAUCUUGAUGUAGCUCCGGAUUCUAAUGUAGCGCAACAAGUUUCUAAUAUACCAUUAGCUAAAGCCUCGCCGCAAGUUUGCUUCUACGGUUAUGGCACAGAUCAAAAGGGAGAGUGUAUUGUAUGGGAUGGUAAACCAAUACUUUGGUUACCUCAGGAGCACCGGGUUUAUGACUGCGUUAUCAAGGGAUCGACUGUCAUUGUUGGUUGCAGAUCGGGACGUGUCCUGGUACUGCAGUUCUCCGAAUCGGGGCCGGAAUCGUAGCAUACCUCUGUAUAUUAUAAGAGCCAUUACACUACAACUAUGAAAUAAUGAUAACAUCUGUAAUACAUUAAUAGCUAGUAACGGGGGAUUAAAAACAAGGGGGGGGCUGCAAGACGAAAACACACACUUCGGUGGGCGUAAGAGCAUU